UAUAAACAACUUAAAUGCCAUCACUAACUUUAAGCUUUUAAUGUAAACUUUCUUUCUUUAGUAAACAAAUAAAAGAACUGUGGUCAUUUAAAAAUUAGACAUCUUACGUAGAGACUCAAUCUGAACCAAACAAGAUGUCAAAUUCGAAUGUUUUAACAAUUGGAAAUGAAAGUAGCGAAUCACUAGACAAAUUACACUCAACAAAGAACUCUAAAGCGAAUUUUGAUAUUGCCUUUGAGAAACGUAUGCAGAAGUUACUUCUUGAAGGCGAUAAGCCACCAAAACUUGAUGAAACAUCAAUCGACAGAUUUGCAGCCACUGAGAUAAUGAAAAAUGGUAAACAAUAUUACGAGUUCGGCCCUGAUAAUUUCAAAAAUGGAACAAUAAUAAGUGCGGUUUUAUUUGAUCCCAAAGGCAUGCUUUUACGUGUAAAAAAUCGAAUCGGUAAAGAACACUGGGUUAACGAAAACGUAAUUCAGUAUCGAAAGAACUCAAUGAUAUACAUUCAGCAAAUUGUUUCGGAUGCCUUACGAGAGGAAGAAAUGGAAAUCUAUCAAUACUUGCGAUAUCUAAAUAAAAGUGCCUGUACAAAGUGAUAUUUUCCUAGAUUUUAUAAAAUAAAAGUAUAUAGUUGUUAUACAAAUUAUUUUUAUUGUAUUCAACAAUUUAGACUUAAACUUUUAAUAUUAAUUUUUAAAAAUAUUGUGUUAUGAUAUUAGUGCCUCUUAAUUUAUUUAUUUACCAAUUUAAUAUAUUUGUAAACUAAAAGGUUCAUUGCUACUCUUGAGCUUUUUAUUGUAAACUUUCAAUUGUGAAAUCGAUUAAUUCUAUUUAUGUGAUAUGUAAAAGGUUUCAUAGUUUAGUUGCUUAGCAGGUGUUUAAAGAUACAGUGUCUAAUAAUGGCAAAUAAAAGAGAUUCGUCUAGAAUUACUAAAACGGA
Messenger RNA from Drosophila rhopaloa, 940 nucleotides. RefSeq lists its product as uncharacterized. The transcript is spliced from 2 exons. The record is from RefSeq and is a predicted model, not a curated record. Bases 135 to 596 code for a protein of 153 amino acids. NCBI's taxonomy places the organism in Eukaryota, Metazoa, Arthropoda, Insecta, Diptera, Drosophilidae.